This is a messenger RNA of Benincasa hispida (wax gourd), 489 nucleotides long. Lineage: Eukaryota; Viridiplantae; Streptophyta; Magnoliopsida; Cucurbitales; Cucurbitaceae. The record is from RefSeq and is a predicted model, not a curated record.
AUGCCACUCUCAAUUUUUAAGAAACUAGGGAUUGGCGAAGCACAACCCACUUUUGUUACUCUUCAGCUUGCUGACAGAACAAUUAAAUACCCAGAAGGAAAGAUUGAAGACAUUCUGGUAAAGGUUGACAACUUCAUAUUCUCAACUGACUUUAUUAUCUUGGACUAUGAAGCAGAUAGGGUGGUACCAAUUAACCUUGGAUGCCCCUUCUUAGCUACUGGGAAAGUUUUAAUUGACGUGCAUAAAAGAGAAUUAACUAUGCGCGAAGAUAAUCAAGAGGUGAAGUUUAAUGUGCUCAACGCAUUGAAGUUCUCAGAUAGUGAAGAUUGUCAACUAAACAGUAUUGAGUUGCCUGAAGAAGAGACCAAUUUAUGUGAGGUCCUCAGUUUGGAGAACCUGAAAGAAUCAGAGCCGCCAAGUCUGAGUGAGCGGCAGAAAAAACCAACGCAUCCAUCACUUGAGGAACCACCAGAACUCGAGUUAAAAUAG